Messenger RNA from Protopterus annectens (West African lungfish), 3264 nucleotides. It is a transcript of the gene COLGALT2, whose product is annotated as collagen beta(1-O)galactosyltransferase 2. The record is from RefSeq and is a predicted model, not a curated record. Lineage: Eukaryota; Metazoa; Chordata; Ceratodontiformes; Protopteridae. Bases 390 to 2231 code for a protein of 613 amino acids. The transcript is spliced from 12 exons. Gene Ontology annotation, molecular function: procollagen galactosyltransferase activity.
GUAGUAUAGGAGGGCUGUGACCCUUAUCCGGCUAUCAGGAGAGUAACUAAUAAUCCCACAACAAUGCCCCCCUCAGCUUGUAAUGAGAAAGGGCUGCCUUUCCUUGGACCCCGGCCAGCUACAGACUCUUGUUCCAAAGCAAUGCAAAGUUCUGUAUAAACCGGCUGUUGAAUAACUAAACUCAUUGACAGGUUCGGCUGGUGCAGCGCCAACCAGGACACACUCUGUUUAUACAGAGCAUAUAGCUUGCACGGACUAGUAAAAGCCUCCCCGUAGGAUCCGCAUUUUGGGGAGCACUCUGACGAGUAUCGAACCCCGGUACAACUACAAUAAGUGUGAGGGUUUGCAGAAAAAAUAAAAUCCCACACAACCAUUCCUGGUAUCUAAACAUGGCUGCACCCAGGGUACGAAAGAUUGCCUGUGAAUUGUCCGUCUGGUUACUCAUGCUGUCUCUGGUCACUGCUGCUGAAUGGGAGGAAAUGUCACCAGCAGAAUCGCCGCUCCAGAAGCCUACCGUGCUCCUCGCGCUGCUGGCCAGGAACGCUGCCCACACGCUACCCUACCAGUUGGGCUGCCUCGAGAGGUUGGAUUACCCCAAGGAACGGAUUGCAAUCUGGGCUGCCACAGAUCACAACACUGACAACACAACAGCUGUGAUGAGGGAGUGGUUGAAGAACACACAAAAGCUUUAUCACAAUGUGGAAUGGAGGCCAAUGGAAGAACCUCGAUCUUAUGCAGAAGAGAUGGGUCCAAAACACUGGCCAAAUUCUAGAUUUACACACGUGAUGAAACUCAGGCAAGCAGCAUUGAAAGCAGCAAGGGAAAUGUGGGCUGAUUAUGUCCUGUUUGUAGAUAGUGACAACCUCUUGACAAAUCCUCAGACAUUAAAACUAUUGAUUGCUGAGAACAAAACCAUUGUUGCACCCAUGUUGGAGUCCCGUACACUCUACUCUAAUUUCUGGUGUGGCAUCUCUUCACAGGGCUAUUAUAAAAGAACUCCAGAUUAUGCCCCAAUCAGAGAGUGGAAAAAACUGGGUUGCUUCCCUGUCCCAAUGGUUCACUCUACAUUCCUUAUUGACCUAAGAAGGGCAGCCACCAGAAAACUUGCAUUUUAUCCCCAGCAUCGAGAAUUCACCUGGGCUUAUGAUGACAUCAUUGUCUUUGCAUUCUCUAGCCGACAAGCAGAUGUCCAGAUGUAUAUCUGCAACAAGGAGCAUUAUGGGUACUUGGCCAUGCCACUGAAGGCACACCAAACCUUGAAAGAUGAUACAGAGAACUUUGUUCAUGUCCUGACUGAGGCAAUGGUUGAGCGCCCUCCAGUUGAUCCAUCAGAAUAUGUAUAUCUGCCAGCAAAGAAUCCAAAUAAAAUGAAUUUUGAUGAGAUCUUCAUGAUUAAUCUGAAGCGUCGCACAGACCGACGUGAGAGAAUGCUUCGGACUCUGCAUGAACUGGAAAUUGAUGUGAAGAUAAUAGAUGCUGUGGAUGGAAAGGCUCUGAACACCAGUCAGCUGAAGGCUCUAAAUAUUGAGAUGUUACCCGAAUACAAAGACCCCUACUCUGGAAGAGUGCUGACUCGCGGAGAAAUUGGCUGCUUCCUCAGUCACUACUACAUUUGGAAAGAGAUAAUUGACCGAGGCCUGGAGGUAUCCCUUGUUAUUGAAGAUGAUGUGAGAUUUGAACAUCGUUUCAAAAGAAAACUCAUGAAACUAAUGGAUGACAUGAGUGAAGCUCAGCUGGACUGGGAUCUUGUUUACACUGGUCGUAAGCGAAUGCAGGUGCAACAUCCAGAGAAGGCAGUUCCUUCUGUAAUGAACUUGGUCGAAGCAGAUUACUCUUACUGGACCCUGGGUUAUGCCAUCUCAUUACAGGGUGCUCAUAAGUUAGUAGCAGCAGAACCUUUCAGUAAAAUGUUGCCCGUAGAUGAAUUUCUUCCCGUCAUGUACAACAAGCAUCCUUCAGCAAAGUACAUGGAAUACUAUGAACCCCGAGAUUUAAAAGCCUUCUCAGUGGAACCCUUACUUUUAUAUCCGACACACUACACCGGGGAACCCGGCUACAUCAGUGAUACAGAAACAUCCACGAUUUGGGACAAUGAAAAUAUCGUAACUGAUUGGGACCGAACACAUUCAAUUAAGACUAGGGAGCAGGGCGAGAUUAGCACUGAUGCACAGAAUACCGAAGCGCUACCUCCUCAAGCACCCAUUGAAACAUCAUCCAGAGAUGAACUAUGAGACUUACAAGCCAGAAUGGCAUAGGACUGAUCUACUGCCUUCUACGUUCAAGGAAACUAAAGUGAGAAGUUAUAUUUUUGUUUCAGGUUAAAAGCCUGACAGAAGAGAUAUUGGUGCGUGGACAAUGCAAUAGGUGGCUCUGGCAGUCCAUUUGCAAUGAUGUUUGCAAGGGGACCUUUAGAGUAGUAAGACCGAUUUGUACACCAAUGUUUAAAACUGGAAAAUAAGUACAAUUGGCACACAUUUCUACUUGUGUACAGAUUAGAUUGUUUGUAUAGAUUAUUGCAAACACAUGCAGUGACUUUGUAUUUUAAUAGAGAAAAUGCAGGUAGUGACUUAUACAACACUGUUUACCAAAGUAAUGAUAAAACAAGUUUAAAAAUGUAAAUUAUAGAAGUACAUUUCUAGAAACAUGGAUGCAGGUCAUUAUGAAUAGAUUGUUUUUGAUCAUUUGACAGAUUCUUGAAUAAUGUAGCCAUCUUUUCUGUCAUGCAAAGUCAUGUAAUUCUUUUUUGCUUUCGUCUCCCUCCUGACCUGUUCACAUUUAAUAGAAUGUAAAGUACAGCACUGGCAAUUUUCUUACGUUUUUCUUACCAAGUUCAUAGGUGAUUGUAGCUGCCAGUCACAGAGGGCCAUGUGUAGAUGGUGAAACCUUGAUCACUCUGGGUCUGAUACUAGAUUAUGCUGUAGAUGGAGUUGAACAUGAGGAACUCUCCUGAAUUUUCCUUUGCUUCCUGUUACACAUGCCAUACUUUGCUUUGAUGGCGAUUUCUUGACCUGACCAGUUUUACACAGCUCUGGUGAGAAUGCAUCUGGAUGGACUUCCCAUGAUGCACUGCAUCACUGAAACUUCACCAGUAGUAGUUUUCUUUUUGUUUGCAAAAUAAUAGUUAAGUGAAGUUUUCUUUGUUGAGCUUGUCUCAAUGAAAAUAUUUAUGGCCGGGUUCAUGGCUGAAAAGGUCCAUUAACAAAUUCACUUACUUGGUUAAGAAAUAUUAAAUGUAAAUAAAAAAUAAAAUAUCUUUGAAUUCUU